UUUACACGUCAUCAUCAUCAUCAUCAUUAUUAGUCCAGAGAGACGGCCGCUUAUUAAUGCUCCUGUCCUCUCUCUCCUCAUCGGUUCAGUUCGGUUCUCUCAUCAUCAUCAGUCGGGACUUAAUGAGUUUGGCACUGAUUAAAGCGCCUGUCUGCUGAUGAAUUGGGCUGGAUUCCGCCUGUUCACCGCUCGCCCUUUAAAAUGGAGUUUGUGGAGAGGAAACGGAGCAGGAAAUCUAAGAGCUUUAAACUGGUCAGCGAUGCAGAUUUCAGCCAUGAGUUGGAUGAUGUGGACCAGAAUGACAGCGAAGGAGACCUGGAUGCAUCUGAGACUGAAGUCUGGUUAGGUGAUGACGGGAUGGAGAUAAAGAGGCAGAUAACGGGCAUGAUGCGCUUGCUGAGUGAUAAGACGGGACGAGUGUACCAGCGGGUUGGACGAGAGGGGGAGACCCUCAAAAAGGAGCCCCAGGAAGAGGCCCUCAGCCUGCCUGUCACCCAGAGCCUGGCCCUUGAAAACCUCCAGUACGGCUGGAGCUCCGGCCUGCCUCUGGAACACGGACAGAAUGGCACCUACUCCAUAAACCAAAGGAUGCUGAAUCACUCAAAAGCUUAUGACAUAGCCUUGCCCCCUGCGCCGGCUGCCAUGGCAACUGAGUCCAGCUGCUGUAUGUGCAACUGUAAGAGCACGCUUCAGGCCAUUCUGCUGGAGUUACGUACCAUGAGAAAAUUAAUCCAAACUCAAAGAGGAACUCAGGACAAACAGGGUUCCCACGUUCCAAUUUCAGCAACCCGUUCCUCAAUCUCCAGGAGGAGGACCCGAAAAAGAAGGCCAGGUCACAGAGUGACAGUCUUGACCACGCCCACUAAAAGAACCACACCUCUAUCACCGCCUUCUGAGGCUGAUGCUUUAAAGGAAUCCGAUCAGAGAGAAAGACAGUCCAAAGAGGACACGCCCUCCACAGUGGUGACAUGUAUCCCAGAUCCCGUUCCUAGUGUGAAGACUCCUCCCCCUCACUAUAAUGUAAACAGAGAACAAAACACCACAGAGCCGGAGGUGCAGUUGGCCGAGGAUUAUGAUGUAUUUAUUCCUAAAGCACAGUUGGAUUCGAUCUUACUGAACUACACACGCUCUGGCAGUCUGCUCUUCAGGAAACUGGUAUGUGCUUUCUUUGACGACGCCACGUUGGCCAACUCACUGCCCAACGGUAAGAGGAAGAGAGGUCUAAACGACACCAGAAAAGGACUUGAUCAGAACAUAGUGGGCGCCAUUAAAGUGUUCACAGAAAAGUAUUGCACUGCCAAUGGAAUUGAGAAGCUUCCCGGCCCCAGAGACUGGGUCCAGAUUCUACAAGACCAGAUUAAACUUGCCCGUCGACGCUUAAAAAGAGCAGAGACGGCCUCAGAAAGUAAUGAGAUCCUGCACAGAGCAUGUACAGACAAAACAGAGGAGUGUCCGGAGACUUUUGAUAAAGUGGAAACUGUGGCAAAAUGGUACUGAAUGCACACCUGAAGUGAGUGGCAUUAUUCUUCUGUUCUGCAGGUGCUGCUUAUGAGAGAACCGACUGUCCUGUUGCUAUUGACACUGCCUGAACAGACAUUGUUUUCAACAAAAUGCAACCUCGAAGAGUUGCAAAAAUAGUCAUUUUUACUUUUGUUGGUUUGCCCAGACUUUAUCGGGAAAUGUGGUUUUGAAACUCUCAUGAAAUGUAACAUGUAAGAAAAAUGUAACAUUUAAACGAUCAGGAGGACAUCAAAGUUCUUUCACUUACAACUUACAAUGGUCUUCUAUAUAAAUGGCAAUGUGGUUUCUCAGCUUCAUCCAAAUGCAUCACCGACAAAUAUCAGCAGAACUGCUGUCUGAACAUGAUGACUGUGCCUUUAAUUCACUCUGCCAUGCCAAGCAACAAACUGAUGUCACGGUUCUGGUGAAAUAUGUGCAUUUUCUAUAUUAACAGUACUUAAAGAGUCAUAUUCGCUGCACAUUGUCUUGUAUAAUCGGGCAGACUGGUUAUGUAGAUGUUACUGUUUGACUUCCUGUGUAAGAGGAUUUAGUGUCAAUUGAAUGUGUACAAAUGAGUGACGUAUACAAACACUGUCCUGCGUCUCUGUAACAAACAGUUUUUACCUCACGGUCAAAAGCUUGAAUAACUAUAAAUGGUAAAGGAAUAUUCCAGGUUAAAUAAAAGUUAAGCUCUAUAUAGAAAAUAAUUUCGACGGCCAUUGUUAGUGCAUUAAGUGUCCACACAAUUAUUGUUUAUCACAAAGGGGUCACAAUUAUGUUCUGCUUUACUUGUAUUUUAACCGGAAUAUUCCAUAAAAAGCACAGACUGUGCCUCCUUUUAAAACGCCAGAUUUAAAACAGAUAAAACUCAAUUUUAAGUAUAUUAGUGGAAAGUUGUUGUGGUCUGAGACUUCAAAUAAAUAAUAUGGCUGUGUUACAUUGU
Molecule: messenger RNA, 2443 nt
Organism: Myxocyprinus asiaticus (Chinese sucker)
Lineage: Eukaryota; Metazoa; Chordata; Actinopteri; Cypriniformes; Catostomidae
Product: BEN domain-containing protein 7-like
Exons: 9
Coding region: 202-1497 (431 amino acids)
Molecular function (GO): DNA binding
Source: RefSeq, a predicted model, not a curated record